Labrus bergylta (ballan wrasse) is the source of this 7393-nucleotide messenger RNA. RefSeq names its product patatin-like phospholipase domain-containing protein 7. NCBI's taxonomy places the organism in Eukaryota, Metazoa, Chordata, Actinopteri, Labriformes, Labridae. Gene Ontology annotation, biological process: lipid metabolic process. Gene Ontology annotation, cellular component: endoplasmic reticulum. The record is from RefSeq and is a predicted model, not a curated record. Gene Ontology annotation, molecular function: phosphatidylcholine lysophospholipase A1 activity.
CAAGUGACAGCACACAGAAAACUUUGAUAGCUACCAGCUAACUUUACUCCAUCGUCUGUUGGGGAAUGUUACUUUCUUGAAGUGGCGCGCAUCAGAAGUCCUCGAAAAGGAGGCCUUCUGACUCUUCUUUUGCAGGAUGGAUGGCCACGAAGAAGAAGAAGACGAUGGAGCUUUGUGCAAAUGGCCAAGUGUGCUGAACCAAUACAGCAAAAGUGAAUUCACCAUGCGGUUGCAAAAGUUUGUUGAGGAGAGGAUGCAGACCACAAUGCUCACAGGUGCUCUCAUUGGAGCGGCAGUUGCGGUCUCACUCAUUGGGAUCGUGGUUCUCUUCCUUUACCGGAGGUUUAAGCUUGCUCGAGAACAACAGCCUGGCGUUCCGCAGUAUCGCUUCAGAAAACGAGAUAAAGUGCUCUUCUAUGGAAGGAAGAUAAUGCGAAAGGUCCAGACACUCUCCUCCAUUCCUCCUCCCUCCUCACCCUCAGUAUCAAAGCAACCGCAGCGCAUUCGCAAAAGAACCAAAGUUCUAAGCAUAGCUCGCAAAAUUCUGAGGAUCCGUAAAGAUCCUCCCACACUGCAGCCAAAGGAACCCCCUCCCUCUCUGCUGGAGGCCGACCUAACAGAGUUUGACGUGCAGAGUUCAAACCUGCCAUCUGAGGUCCUCUACAUGCUGAAGAAUGUUAGGGUCUUGGGUCAUUUUGAGAAGCCCCUCUUCCUCGAGCUUUGUCGACACAUGGUGUUUAUCGAGCUGCAGGAGGGUGAAGGUCUUUUCAGACCAGGAGACGAUGAUGAUAGCAUCUAUGUAGUCCAGGAUGGAAGGCUAGAACUCUGCAUCCAGGAGAACGAUGGUACAGAACCAAUUGUAAAGGAUGUGCACCCAGGGGACAGUGUGCACAGCCUGCUCAGUAUUCUGGACAUCAUCACUGGUUAUCCAGCUCCAUACAAGACCGUCUCUGCACGGGCUGCAACUCGCUCCACCAUCUUACGUUUACCUGCAUCAGCCUUUGAGUCCGUGUUUAAGAAAUACCCAGAAACCCUUGUUCGCGUCAUUCAGAUAAUCAUGGUGCGCCUCCAAAGAGUCACCUUGUUAGCGUUACAUAACUAUCUGGGCCUCACAACUGAACUCUUCAAUCCGGAGAGUCAGGCGGUGCCCUUGUCCAACGUAAACAGCAUGGUAGCAGAGGCAAAUUCUGGGAAGACCCCCCGUCGUUUGCACUUUCAGGAUGAGUUACCUGCUGGAACCACAGAGAGCCCCACAGAGACAGAUGGUGGAAAGGACAGCCCUUCAAACAGCCACAGGAAGCUGCGAUCCACAUCGAUGCUCACCGACUGCGCAGGUAAUGACCUGAACAUGGCGUGUGAGCGAGCUCGAGUCACGAUAGAAGAGACUCCACCCAGUCCUGUCAUAACUCCCAAAUCGAGUCUGAAGAAGAGUGUGACAAUGCAGCACACGCCGUCUGAAGUGUUUCACUACACAGACAGUGGGGGGCACUCUGAUGCCAUCCACCUCAGUAAGAGCAGCACAAUCUUCCAGGCCGCCAAGAAGGACCUGCUGGGAAUCAUCCAGCUGCAGGACCCCGGUCUACUUGAGGGCAGAGUGACUCUCCAUCAAGUCAAAGCUGGUUCUGUGGUGGCUCGUCAAGGAGACCAGGAGGUGAGCAUCCAGUUUGUCAUUUCUGGCCUCCUCCAUGUUUACCAGCGGAUGAUCGACCGUGAAGAAGAGACACGUCUGUUCGUGACACACCCAGGAGAGCUUGUCGGUCAGCUCGCUGUCCUGACCGGAGAGCCGCUCAUAUUCACUGUUCGAGCCCAGCGAGACUGCAGCUUCCUCUCCAUUUCCAAGACCCACUUCUAUGAGAUAAUGCGAGUGGAGCCAAAGGUUGUGCUGAAUGUGGCUCAUACUGUGGUGAGGAGGAUGUCAUCUUUUGUCAGACAGAUAGACUUCGCUCUUGACUGGAUGGCUGUGGAAGCCGGUAGAGCAGUGUACAGGCAAGAAGAGAAAUCAGACAGUACUUUUAUAGUGCUGAGUGGCCGACUGCGCUCUGUCAUCCUGAAGGAGGACGGAAAGAAGGAGCUGAUAGGAGAGUACGGACGUGGGGACCUGAUUGGAGUGGUGGAGGCCCUCACCCAUCAGAACAGAGCCACCACAGUGCAUGCUGUACGAGACUCCGAGCUGGCGAAGUUACCAGAGGGAGCACUCAGCUCCAUCAAGAGGAAAUUCCCUCAGGUUGUCACCAGGUUGAUCCACUUAUUAGGACAGAAGAUCCUCCGGCAGGUGAACGGUCCUCUUACAGCUCGCAGUUUGGCACUCCACACCCCAGGCAGCAAGUGGGAUGCAGGAAACCAAGCGUCCAACCUCUCCACUGUGGCAGUCCUGCCUGUAUCAGAAGAUGUUCCUCUCACUGCCUUCACCCUGGAGCUGCAGCAUGCUCUUAUUGCAAUAGGUCCCACUCUUCUGCUGACCAGUGAUGUCAUCAAACAGCGGCUUGGAGCUGCAGCACUAGACAGUGUGCAUGAGUACCGUCUGUCCAGCUGGCUGGGCCAACAGGAAGACAUCCAUCGCAUUGUUCUUUACCAGACUGACUACACGCUGACCCCUUGGACACAGCGCUGCAUCCGUCAGGCUGAUUGCAUCAUCAUUGUGGGACUCGGAGAGCAGGACCCUGCUGUUGGGGAGCUGGAGCGUAUGUUAGAAGGAAGUGCAGUGCGGGCCCAGAAGCAGCUGGUGCUGUUGCACAGAGAAGACGGCCCCCCACCCAAAGGAACUGUAGACUGGUUGAACAUGCGGAGCUGGAUCUCUAGACACCUCCACCUCUCGUGUCCCCGAAGGGUCUUCUCCAAGAGGAGCCUGCCCAAACUGUUGGAGUUAUAUCAGCGUGUGUUCGAGAAGCCAGCAGACCGACACUCAGACUUCUCACGUCUGGCUCGAGUCCUCACAGGAAAUGUUAUUGCUCUUAUCCUGGGAGGGGGAGGGGCAAGGGGCUGUUCCCAGGUGGGGGUACUGCGAGCUUUGUGCGAGGCCGGCAUCCCAGUGGACCUCAUUGGUGGCGUCUCAAUCGGUUCCCUGAUGGGGGCCCUUUAUGCAGAAGAUCGUAGCCACAGUCGAAUGAGGAUGAGAGCCAGAGAAUGGGCAAUGGAAAUGACAUCGGUGUUCAAGAAGGUUCUGGAUUUGACGUACCCGGUCACCUCCAUGUUUUCAGGAGCUUCCUUUAACUCGAGCAUCAGCAAUGUCUUCAAGAGCAAACAGAUUGAGGACCUUUGGAUCCCGUAUUUCAAUAUUACAACUGACAUCACUGCCUCGGCCAUGAGGGUACACACUGAUGGUUCCCUGUGGCGUUAUGUCCGAGCCAGCAUGUCUCUCUCUGGGUACCUGCCUCCUCUCUGUGACCCCAAAGACGGACACCUGCUGAUGGAUGGAGGCUAUAUCAACAACCUGCCAGCUGAUGUAGCACGCUCCAUGGGGGCCAAAGUGGUGAUAGCUAUCGACGUGGGCAGCCGGGAUGAAACCAACCUCACUAAUUAUGGGGACUCACUCUCUGGCUGGUGGCUGCUAUGGAAACGCCUCAACCCCCUGGCUGAGAAAGUCAAGGUGUUAAACAUGGCAGAGAUUCAGACUCGGCUGGCUUACGUGUGCUGUGUGAGGCAGCUGGAGUCUGUGAAGAACAGCGACUACUGUGAAUACAUCAGACCUCCAAUCGACAGAUACAGGACACUGGAGUUUGGCAAGUUUGAUGAGAUUGCUGAGGUGGGAUACCAGCAUGGAAAGACUGUGUUUGACGUCUGGAUUCGCAGUGGAGUGGUGGAGAAAAUGUUGAAAGACAGACACCAGGAGGAGUUCCACAACACCCAAAGCAAGAACAAUGUGGUGACUUGUCCCAAUGCUUCCUUUACUGACCUGGCAGAAAUUGUGUCCCGCAUAGAGCCUGUAAAACCCGCUGUGGUGGAUGAAGAGUCAGACUACCACACUGACUAUGAGGAGGAGGCACUGGAGAGCGCUCUGUCUGACAUGGAGGUAUACAAUCAAUGCUACGGAGAGCACACUGAAGGGGAGGAGACCGCUGACACGGAUGAAGAGCUGGACGAUAGACAUGCACACCGCAUUGCCUCGCCCAACAGCAGCCACCCUCGGUCUUCCACCGUCUCUGCCAGUCCACUUCACAUGCCGUCAAACCAGGAAGUCCAUUCCAGACAGUCCACUAAGUGAAGAGCGGCCGGAUGAACUCUGCUCACACAGGUUGUCUCUAUUUAACCUGUCCGUCUCACAUUUCACCCUCCGGUCCGUCCCACAUGACUCUAAACCUGUCCCCUGACCCUGACACUGUCAGCACGACAGAUUAGCAUUUUGCCCUCUGUAACCUGGACUCGUUAGCUGUGUGUGACGUAACAACAAACAGUCUUUAAAAAAAACUCCAUACAGGGAGCUGGUAUGAAAUGUAUUCAUCUGUAAAUCCUAUGCACUCCUAUUAUGUAACAGAAGCUGAAAUCAUUUCUCAUAUUGAGAUAGCCAAAAUCACUUCAUGUAGCUUUUAUAGAAAUCACAACAGUCCAAAGACAGAUAGAAGGUAGAAGGGGUGAGGACAUAUUAUUUCCAUGAAAUAUUCAAUCCAUGUGUAAAGGUAACAAUGUAUGAAUCUUUGUGAAUUAUGUGGUAGGAAUAGAUUUGAGAGAGUUCUAGAGUUGAGUUUUUUCACACUUGACAUCUAUCGAGUCAUCAAGUCACGCAGAUUCCUGCCAAACGUCCAUCACAAUUAGAGCGAUAGAAAAAGAAACAAAUAUGUUUGCAGUUUUCUUUUUAAAUGUGGCUGAUGAAUCUACCACACUCAAGGUCAAAAGGUCAAGGUCAAAUCCCUCUGUAUUUUAAAAGGGGAACAACUUUCACUGAAGAAUCUCCAGAACACUGUUAAAAAAAAUAGAUCCAGUGCUGACUGUUUAUUGAGAUUUUCUCUGAUUAUUUUUUGUCGUUCUUCAUGAGAGACAAAGCUCAACGUUUAAAAAGUAGUUUUUGUCUGAGAAUGCUCUGUUUUUUUGGGAUGCUGCAUUAAUCCAGAGAAUUUGUGCCAAAUAAACCCACCCCUAUCCACAUGUCUUAUUAACACUAGAGGCAAGCAAGACAAAUACUCUCACUUUGUCAGACACAGAUGUGGAGUGCAUUCUAGUCCAAUGGAACAGCUUUGCCAGUAUACAGAGCAAAAUGUUUUUAGAGGCAGGGUGAGAAAUAUGUAAAUUAGAUAAGAUGAUUAUUACUGACGUCAGAGUGAAAUGCAGUACUGUACUGCGCUCCAUUUUGAGAUGUGUUUGUCUUACUUUUUACAUUUACACGUUGGGUAGCAGAGUUGGAGACAUCGCUCAACAACCACUUACUCACUAUGACCUUAAUGCUGACACAUAACUUUCAGCUAUAACCUCUCUGAGUGAUAAUAAACAGACUUAAAGGUAAAGCAUUUGUACCCAAGUGCAUUAGAAUGUAAACAUGUACAUUAUUAAGUGGACAGUGUUUACCUAUGGUAAGUAAAAAAAAUCUCCAAAUAAAUAUUCAGUUGAAACAGUUGUGUUAGGAUUGAUAGAAAAAGGAAAACUCUGAGCCUACUUUUAAAGGUUUUAAACACUGUCUUCACAAAGACUCCUACCAAUACGUGCUUUCCAAACAAACUCAUUUAAACUAUGAGAGUGAAAAAAAAGCAGCACUUUGAGGCUGUGGCUGUCAGCUCCGUUUUGUUGUACCCAGUGUGCCAUGCUGGGACAUAGAGGGGGAGUAAUGAUGGCAAUCCACUUCAAAGCACAGGCUUCCCUCUCAGCUGGCCAGUCAGGUCCCCCCCCCCCCCCAUCUGUUUCUGCCUUGAAUCUGUCAGACUCGGAGUGAGCAGCAGACAGUGAGGAUCUGUUUGCUGAACUCUGAAGCUCUACUUGUCUCAGUACAGUUCAUGCACAGGAGCCAGUUUUCACAGGAACAUGCUGUAACAAGUUAUUUGGCUGACAAGUUAAGAUGUGAUUGAGCGCCUUAGUUGGAUCAAAUUUUGACUUUUGAAACAGAAGAAGAAUCUGCUUUAUACAUAUAUAUUUGUUAAAGAAGUAAGUUAUGCUGGCCUUUAUUUAACUAAUUCAUCUAUACCACCUAAGCACUAGAAAGUUUGAAAAAAAAGUCAAAUCAGCUCGACAAUCAUUCCACAUAAGCAACACAAUGCACCGUUACACUCCAGAUCAACUUAAAGCCUCCUUUAACAUGCCUGUGUAUAAGACAAGAGUUCACAUGAUCUCUCAAAUAUGUCAACUAAAGGCACAACUCACAGUUGUUCUCAUGAUUUAAAAUGUGAUUAUUGUAAAUGUUAUUUUUAAUCAACAAAUUGAAUCUCUUGGUCUACUUAAUGUGAUGAACUGUUGCUUUUUCCUGGAAUCACUUCACAGUAAAAAAAAAAAAAAAGAAAACCUCCAAAGAGUUUUUGUUUACUGUGAAGUGAUUCCAGGAAAAAAGCAACAGACCUUCACAAUCGAGAAGCUAACCUUCAAUUCAUUUUUGCAGGUUGGUGCCUUAAACAACUAGAUGAGUUGAUUAUCAAUUAGCUUUUCGUUGACUGGCUUUUUGUUUCAGCGCUUAUUUACUGAACACGUAGCAUCACUAACAUUUUCCACAAGUAUCGACCAAGUCAACAAAGUUCAUUAUAGCUUAAUGCCUCUCAGCGCUGCAGUUUUGUGUUUCUUUCUGCCUGACACAAAUGUUAUAAUACAUGCAGGAGCUAAAAUCUGUGAACCAAUUUAUAAGUCAGGUUGUGAGCGGUAACUUUUUUUUAUAACUGUGUUCUCUUCCCACUUUGAUUUUGCACCAUGUGAAGCCUCCCUGUAUGAGCUGUGAUCUUAGCUCCUACUGGUGCUACAGUGCCUGCAGCCUUACAUAUGACAGUGGGAGGGAACCAUUGGGUUCCCAUAUGGUGUCGGUUAAACAGAAUCUGGAUGCAGAGUAUGAGAUGGCAGAAGUAGAAAAAGUUUGCCGUUUACCGAUGAGGUAAUGCUUUUUGCACUGUAUUUCAUUUUUCUUUCCUUUUUUUGAUUCUUUUGGGUUGUUUCCAGAAAGCGAGCACAAUGAAUUGAUGUUGUCUGGCAGAAGAAAUGUUUUAGCUCUUUAUUAAAUGGGACUUUGUAAUGGAUGAGGGGCUUAUGUAAUGUGUGGAACUGUGCCAGAGUUAAAGUAACCAAGCCUUAGAUGACGAGAUGGAAAAAACAACAACCACUUGUGCCCUGAUUUUGACGUACAUUUUGAUGAUUCAAAAAACAUUUAUGAAUUAAGUUUACCUAUAAGCCUGUACUGUAUGGUGUUUAUUACUUGUUCAUAUAUUUAUGUUAUUUGAUAAUGAUGUGUUUUAAGUAAUCAAUCCUUACUAAUAAACCACUUUUUGUUGUUGUA